This is a messenger RNA of Liolophura sinensis, 1746 nucleotides long. RefSeq lists its product as uncharacterized. The transcript is spliced from 4 exons. Gene Ontology annotation, cellular component: plasma membrane. The record is from RefSeq and is a predicted model, not a curated record. NCBI's taxonomy places the organism in Eukaryota, Metazoa, Mollusca, Polyplacophora, Chitonida, Chitonidae. The coding region runs from base 126 to 1082 and encodes 318 amino acids.
UUCUUGUUAUUGCUCUUGGGAGUGUUGGCAAAAUACUGUCAACGGAGAAUUGGUAGACGGGCGUUAUCGGAUACGGGAAUAGUUACAAUUAACGCUCAGCGUGUUCUCUGGCGAAAGUAAGCCCGAUGGUUAGCAUUUGCAAAUACAGUACUUUGAUAUUUGCCGGUAACGUUACAGUCCUGCUUAUUGUGUCCAUGUCUACGGAUUACUGGGAAUACCGUGGCUUUGACAUGGACAAUCUGAACAAGACCCUGAGGCGGUCCAAUACAACGACUGUGAUAAUACCCAAAGAUACGAGGUCCUAUAUACAAAUUCACCAUGUAAGAACUAAACGGACAAACAACCCAGCUGAGGCUUACCCUUUCAAUGUGACUAUGUACCAGCCGCCAAUAUUAGUUCAUAAAUACUACUCACAUAAUAUCUCCCAGGUGCCUCCAGAUACUUUAGAUAAUUCAAGCUGGGCUGCAGAGACAACCAUAAUUCUCUUCGUUCAAUAUGGAAACCUGUUUCGAGACUGUGAUAAUCUUGAAGAAGGUGUGAGACAAAGACUUGGGCUUCUCCACUUAAACCCAUGGAGAUGUUACAGCUUUUUGACCUUGACACGGCGUGAUGACGUCGUGAAGGACACGCCUGCAGCUAAGUACCUAGAAAGAGCGGCUUUCGCUUUCGCCUUGAUAUGCCUUAUGUCCAUGAUGACAGCUUGUGUGACAGGAGCUUAUGGAUCGUUCUGCAGAUCGAAAGAUUCCUUAAUGGUAUCCUCGGCCACUUCGCUAUCAGCAGGUAUGUGCUUGACUUUCGCCAUUGCUUUAUUUCACGGGAAGUGCCAUUUACUACGCCGGCGUGAAUUGGUGCUGGGUCACGAUGUCCCUUUCAAAGAGGUGAUCAAUGCAAGAAGGACGUAUGACUAUGGCUGGUCGUUUGUGCUAGCUUGGAUAUGUGUGGCUUUGUGCUUUGUAUCUUCGUUUGUAUGGCUGCACAAGUCACAGUAUCUCGGUUACUCCAAGAAGUCCAAAGAGGACUACUUGUUUCCUGGCCGUUUAAGAAGGAACGUUCAGUUCGGCUACAGAGAAGGGUUUGAUUAGCAGGUUUACAACCGUAAGUUUGGUCGGCAGUCCCAAGUCGUAGCCUAAGGCGAUCCAUAAGUGGCGGAAUAGAGCCAAAUUGUUUCAUCUACAUUGACAUUUCUCUUUCUUUUAAAGGCCUUAAUUGUAUAAGAUGUAAUAACAUUCCAGAAGGCGGUUGACUGCCUCGUGAUUCAGUACGCACCGCGUUCUUAUACAUUUAUGCAGCACGUUGUAAUAGGCAGACGAUUUUUACGGACUUUUACGCUUUCAUAACGGCACCUUUGCGAGUCCGGAGUAGUCACGUGAUCACAGUUCCGCCACGCCAGACAAAAGCGCCCAACCCGCUAUAUUAGAUAUUUUCAAAACUCUGCGAAAAAUGUGAUAUUUGUGGUGCUGACAUUGACGUUAAUGUGGCAAUCUUACGUUACACUGGUUCUAAUGGAGAAAGAGUAGGAGGUGAUUUCUACACAGUAUUAUAUUGCCGCUAUACUCCGAAGUGAGACUCGGACAUAGAGUGUAUUGUGAGGGCAUGCUUGUCAUUACACUAAUGACACCGCUGUAUCAGGAAUCACUCCCAUGUUACAUUGGUUCCAGUUUUUUGUUGUGAGGAAAUUCCUCAGAUUUCCAUAAUAUAUAUGAUGUACAAAGGAAAAUGAAAUAAAAUACUUUCUCACACCCUUUU